AUGAAUAGUCCUUUCAAUUGUAAUCAAAUAAAUAUUAAUUAUUCUUUUUCUUUUAAUAAUGAUAAUAGCAUAAACCAAGGAACAAAAACUCCUUGCAAGAAUUCUUUCGCAUCAGAUGGUAAUGUAUCAUAUGAUAAGGAAUGUCUAGAAAAGAAGAGUUUAAUCAUUAAUGAUAAGGAAGAAAAAAAUAUUUAUAUGUAUAAUAAUAUGUAUACAAAUAUGUAUAAUGAUUUACAUAGUAACAAUAAUGAGGACAAUUCAUGUAAUAAUAUGAGCUAUAAUAUAAAUAAAAUUAAUCAAAAUGAUCAUACAAAUAUGAACAACAUAUUAUUUAAUGAUAAAAAUAUUAUAGCUUCUAAGGCAAAUAUAUAUACGAUGUGUGAUCUGAAAAAUAAACAAGAGGAAGUAAAAAACAAAAAUGAAAGUAUCGUAUAUAAAAAUGAAGAAAUGAUAAAUAAAAAUGAAAGUAUCAUAUAUAAAAACGAAAAGAUGAUUAAUAAAAAUGAAUGUAUCAUAUAUGAAAACGAAAAGAUGAUUAAUAAAAAUGAAAGUAUCAUAUAUAAAAACGAUAUGAUGAUUAAACAUAAUGAUAUGGUAAUUAAUAAGAAUGAAAGAAUGAUUAACCAAAAUGAUAUGAUAAUCAACCAGAAUAAUAUUAUGAUUAAUCAAAAUGAAAAGAUGAUAAAUCAAAAAGAUAUGAUAAUUAAUCAAAAUGAUAAUAUAAGUAGGGGUGAAAUAUAUACAUAUAAUAAAAAUGAUAUGUUGAAAAAGGUACCUUCUCAAAAUUAUGUUACAAUUAAAAAUGCAAGCAAUCAUAAUUUUCAUUCUAUUGAACAUAUUCAUAAUAAGAAUAUUGAUAAUAUUAUGAUAAAUGAAAAAAAUCCUAAAGAAUACCAUAACAAGUAUAAUCAAUAUAAUAUCCACUGUGAUAAUAAUGAUCAUAUGAAUAAUAUUGAUUAUACAUAUUAUAAUAAUAACAUAACAAAUAAUAAUUCAAAUAUUAAUUUGAAUAAAUCCAAAGAAGAAUUAAAUAAUAAUAUAUCUUCCUGUCAUGUAAAUAAAAAAAACACAAAUCAAAAAUGCACUUAUGACGAUAAUAUGUAUAAUAAUAAUAAUAAUAAUAAUAAUAAUAUUAAUAAUACUUUAGUUCAUAAAAUCGUUACAAAUAACCCACCUAAAAUAUCUGCUCAAAAGUAUAAUAAUAUAAACGAAUUAGAGAAUAAUAAAGUGUUAUAUCAUUCAAAAGAAAAUCGCGAAAAAAUAAAAAAUCACAACAUUAUUGAUAUGAAUAGUAAUAGUAAUAAUAGUAAUAAUAGUAAUAAUCAUAAUAACCAUUAUCAUAAUAAUAACAAUCCCUGCAAUAAGACAAGUGAUAAUAACACCCUUUUGGUGAAUCAUCAAAUAAAAAAUACAAACCAAAAAUGCACACAAAUAGAAGAGUUAAAAAAAAAUGCUGAAAAAAAUAAUAAUAUAAUUUAUAAUAAUAUAAUUAAUAAUAAUAUUAUUAAUAAUAAUAUUGUUCUUGAUAGUAUCCUAAAUAAUAAUAUGAUGAACAACAAUAUAAUUAAUAAAAGCUUUAUGAACGCACCAAAUAAUGACAUUCAUAAAAAUAUGGUAGAUAAGAUAAUGAAUCAGUGCUUAUUGAACAGCACCAAAAAAACCUGCAAUACUAAUAAAAAGGAUAAUAUGGUUAAUAUAUUACACACAUAUAAGGUAAAAUAUAAUGAUGAUAAAAAAUUAUAUACAGAUAUAAAUAAUGUUAAUAUGAAUAAUAUGGUCAAUAAUUACAAUAUGAAUGAUCAAAGUGUUCAUUAUAUGAAACAGAAGGAACUAAAUGUAAAAGAAAAAAAUCAAGAAAAUUAUAGUCAUGUUAUAAAUGAUACUAACAAUAUUAAUUAUAACAAUAAAAUUAAUGAUUAUAAUAAUAUCACACCAAAAGGUCAUGUCGAUAAUAAAGAUACAUAUAAUUUGAAUGCUCGUAGUAAUAAUUGUUAUACUCGUAAUUGUGUUGAUUGCAAUAAAUUAAUAAAUAACCAUAUUGAUGUAUCAAAUGGUGAUAAUAUAUCACCACAUAAUGUUAUGUAUAAUUCAAUGACAAAUUUAUCAAGCGAUAAAAAGCUUAGUUUAAAUAAUAUGGAGCACUUACAGGAAGUAAAUAAUAAUAAAGAUAAUGGUAUAUACUAUAACAAUUAUGGCAAUUAUAAAGAAGGGAACAUAGCAAAUAUAAAAUAUGUAGAAAAUGUAGCAAAUAUAAAACAUGUAGAAAAUGUAGCAAAUAUAAAACAUGUAGAAAAUGUAGCAAAUAUAAAACAUGUAGAAAAUGUAGCAAAUAUAAAACAUAUAGAAAAUAUAGCAAAUACAAAACAUAUAGAAAAUAUAGCAAAUAUAAAAAGUGUUAAUUCAUUGAAUGGCCAUAAUAUCUUUGUUGGCGAUUCAAUAAAUCACCACCAAAAUAAUCAUAUACAAAACAAUACAUAUAAUGAAUGUAAAUUUUUGGAUACAAAUCUUUGUGAAGAUAAUAAAAUAUAUAAGGAAAAAGAAUAUUCUUUUUACAAAAAGAAUUAUGAAACAAAAGAACAUAUGCAGAAUUAUAAAAAUAAAAUUAUAACAAAUAAUAUUAAAAGUGAUGAUAUAUCACCUCAGUUUAAUAAUAUGUGUAAUUUAAAUUAUACAUCACAAAAUUAUGAUGAACAUGUUGUAUAUCCAAAAGAUGAUAAAAAUCAAUUAGUUCAAAAUAUACAAAGUGUAUAUGAACAAAAUAAUAAUCACAAUAUACAUAUGGAAAAUAAUACGGAUGAAAAAAUGUUCAACAAAAAUGUGCAUCAUAUUAAUGAUGAUAGAGGUGAAACGUAUUAUCACUGUGAAUAUAAUAUAUCGACAGAUAUACCAACACAUAAUUAUAUGAAUAAUUUAUUAAUUAAUAAUUACAAUGAUGAAAAAUCAAAUAAUUCAGAAGAAUAUUGCACUUCGAAUAAUGAGAUAUAUAACUCCAGUGCAUACAAAAAAGUAAACAUGGGCGUGAAUAAUAUGAACAGUAGGAAUCAUUGUGGAGAUGAUUUUUAUAGCAAUCAAAAAGUAUAUGGAGUACAAAAAGAGGAAGAAAGAAUAAUACCUUAUAAGUAUAAUAAAGAUAUUUACCAAAAAUGUAUGAUAAAUGAGGAUGAAUAUAAAAAUGAACAAGUAGUAAAUAAUUGUGAUAUCAUACAUAUCAAUAAUAAUAAUAAUAAUAAUAAUAUAGAUGUAUCUGUGCAUAGUAAUAUAUCAACAGAUUGUAAAUCAAAUAAUGAUCUUUCCAAUAUACAUAUAACAAAUGAUAUUAUUAAAUCAAACAAUUAUUCAUACACCAUUUUGAAUAACACAGAAAAGGAUAAUAAAACAAUAACGUAUGGAAAUUACUGUACCGCAAUAUUUGAUCCUGAUGAUAACAAUAAAGAAAUAUAUAAUGAAAAUACAAAUUCUAUAUAUGAUUAUUCAAAUAAUGUAAAUUAUAAAUUAGCAAAUGAGAACCAUAUACAAAAUAUAGAAAAUGAAAGGAUUGUACAAACAAAAUAUGAUAAUAAUAAUAAUAAUAAUAAAAUGAAUACUUUUUACAAUGAUCACCACCAUCCCAUGCAUGAUACAUUUUGUCAUACAAAUAAUGAAAUCAAUUAUAAUAAGAAUAUAAUAAUAAAAGAUAUAUAUAGUACGUCACAAAAUACAGAAAAACCAUUUUUAAAAGAACAACAAUUUGAUCACAGUUGUGUUGAUUCGAAUAAUUUUUGUCAUCCAAAUGAUUCUUCGUCUUAUUCUAUUUUAAAUAAUAUAUCUAUAGAAAAAAAUAUGAAAAAAAAUAAAACACAAGAAAUAUAUUAUAACAAUGAUAAAAUACAUAAUAUAGAGGAGAGAGAAAAUAUUAAUAAUUUUAAUGAGGAAUUUUUAUUUCUUAAGUUAUGGUUAUCAUCAUUUAAUAUGGGCAAAUCGAUACAUUGCAAAAAAUUAAUAUAUAUAUCGGGUGAUAAAAGAUAUAUUAAAAAAAGGAAUAAUAAAAAUAAAACAUAUCCAUUUAAUUAUAAUGAACCAUUUUAUUUUAUCUACAAAUCAAAUAAAGACAUGGCUAUGGAUCAUAAUAAUAAUAAUAUAAAUAAUGUAUGUUUGAAUUAUAUUAAUGGACAUAUACAAAAUAGUGAAUUAAAAAAUAAUUAUGAUUUUGUAAAAUAUUCACCUAACCUUAAGGAUUAUGAUCAUUCAAAUAUUAAACAUUCUGAAGAUAUUCAAAAUAUGACACAUAUUUCUGAAUGUGUUGAAUAUAAAAAUGAUAAGAAUUGUUCAAAUGAAAGUAUUACUAAUAAUAAUUAUCAUACUGUUAAUAAUAAUAUGAAUGUGUAUAAGAACAUUAUUUAUGAGGAUAUAGAAGAACCUCAUUAUAAUACAAUAGUCGAAGAAAAUGAAAAUAUUAAUGAUAUAAAUAUGAAUUAUAAUAGAUACAAUAAUAUACAAAAUAUAUGUAAUAAUAAUGAGAAUCGAGAAAUACAUAUUAAUAAUUCUGAAGAUAAGAAAGAAGGAAAUAUAUCUAAUAUACCAUCCACAUUAAAUAAGGAUAGCUUUUGUUCUUUUACAACAGUUAGUUCUACUCCUGAAUAUGAAAUAAAUAAAAAUUUAAAUCAGUUAGAAAGUUAUAUUAAUGGUUUAUAUACAAAUAGGAAAAUUGAAAAUGAUAAUAAUAUGGUCCCUAAAUUAUCUAAUAAUUUAUUUAAUAAUAAUAUAAUUAACAGUUCAAAGAAUGUCAAUCAAAAUUUAGAGGGAAACAAGAAAAACAUGAGAGCAAAAAAUGGUAUGGAUACUUUUACAAAAAUGACAUUAACAAAUGAAUCAAAUAAAAACAUAAGAAAUAAUAAAAAGGAUAAUAUAGGAGAACAAAUGAUAUCACCAUUUAUAAAAAAUGAUAUUAUAGGACAUAAGCAAUAUUAUAUAGAUAAUGAAAAUUAUAAUAAUUUACAUAUGUGUAAUAAUAAAGAAUCAUUGAAAGUAGGACCUAUUAUGAAUAACAAAAAUGAUUUAAUCGAUACAAAUAUAUAUAAUAAUAAUAAUAAUAAUAAUAAUAUUGAUCAAUUAUGCAGUAAUAACAAUUUUGUUUCUUCAUGUACCUUAAAUAAUAUGAAUGAUAAUACAUCAUUUUGUGUGAAUGAUAAUACAUCAUGUUGUGUGAAUGAUAAUACAUCAUGUUGUGUGAAUGAUAAUACAUCAUGUUGUGUGAAUGAUAAUUCAUCAUAUUAUAUGAAUGAUAAUAAGGAAGAAAAAAAUAUGGAAAAUAAUGCAAACACAAUAAACCCUGUUGUGAAUAAUAUAAGAGAUAGUGUUGUAACUGAUAUUACAAACCAUAAUGAUAAAAAAAUAAAUAAUUUCCAUAAUAAUAAUAUAUACAAAGAAGAAGACUUAGAUAAUAAUAAUAUAAAUAUAGAUCCUCUAUGUUACGACGAAGAAAUAUUUGAUGACGAUAAAAAUAUACCCAAAAUAACAGGUGUUAGUUAUGAUAGGAAACAAAAAAUAUGGGUAUCUCAUUGGAGAGCCAACUGUAAAACUGUUCAUAAAUAUUUUUCUGUUAAAAAAUAUGGAUUUGAAAAAGCUCGUAAGCUAGCUAUUAAAUGUAGAGAAGAAAAUGUGAAUUAUAUUACAACGGCUAGUAUUCUAAAUAAUAAUUUUACAAAACAUGCAUAUCCCUUGAUUAAUAAUAUUUUAAAGAAUAACGAUAUGAAUACAUAUGAUUUAAUAAAUUUUAAUUCUUCCGAUAAAUUAAAUGAGCAAAAUCAUUAUAAUAAUAAUUAUGAUUUAUAUGAGCCACCCAAAAAAAAGAAAGAGAAAAUAGAUCAAGUAAGAAAAAAUAAUAAUCAGGAAAAAAAAAAAAAGAAAAGAAAAAUUAAUCAUAAUAUUAAUGAUAAUAUGAAUUAUUAUCCUAACAACACAAAUUAUAAUGAUAGUCAACUAAGUCAACAUAUUUACCAUACUAAUCAUACAUUUAAUGAUACUUAUCAUAAUGAUAAAUAUAUAUCAACCAUUAUAGAUAAACAAAAAAGAGAAAAUAUUUCUUCGAAUACAUACAAAGACAAGUAUGAAAAUUUACAACCUUAUGAAAAGCAUCAAAACUAUAAAAAUUGUAAAGAAAAUAUAAAUUAUCAAUAUGUCUUACCAAAUAACUAUACAAAUAAUUUCUCUGAAAAAAAUAUUCAAGAUAUUUAUUUGAAUACACAAAACAAUUAUAUAAAUACUAAGCAAGAUCUAAUGAUACAAUAUGAACAAGAAAAUAAUAAUGAAGGAUCCCCUCUCCUCCCCCCACCAAAAAAAAAAAAAAAACAAAAUCCACAAAUGUUACAAAUCAAUAAAAACACAAAAAAUAAAAUACAAGAUUUUACAAAAAUAAAAAAUAAUCAAACAGAUAAACAAAUAUAUACAGAAUUAUUAAAUCCACAGUUAAAUAAUAGUACAAACUAUAUUAACACCUUGAAUAACCCAUCAAUUAAUAGCAAUAAUUAUAUGAAUAACAAUUAUAAUCAUAUGUCAAAUAAAAAAGAUCACCAGUCACAAAUGAAGGAUAUAAUAUACUAUACAAAAGAGAAAUUUAAUAAUAACAAUUAUAAUAAUAAAAAUGAUGAAUAUAAGAGAAGUGAUCUAAAAAAUUACCAGAACAUUGUAAAUGAUAAUACUGUGUAUAAUGCAUAUAUAAAUAACAAACAAAUGUGUAAUAAUAAUAAUAAUAAUAAUAAUAAUAAUAAUAAUAUUAAUUAUAAUAAUGAUAAUAAUUAUAUUAAUAAUAAUAAUAAUUAUAAUUAUAAUAAUAAUUAUAUUAAUAAUAAUAAUAAUUAUAAUAAUAAUUAUAUUAAUAAUUAUAAUCAUUCUAUUCAAGGACAAAAUAAUAAUAGCAUAACAAAAAAUGUGAACAAUAGUAAUAAUACAUGCAAUGAAAUAAAUCACGUUUAUAAUAAUAUCCUAAAUAAUUGCUCAUAUAAUAAUUUUCAUGAGAAGGAAAAUAAAAUUAUGCAAAGCAAUGAGGACAUACAUAAUAAUAAUAAUAUUACGACUAACCAUAAUUACCAAUAUGAAAAGAAUAAUAAAAAUUUUAUUGUUCCCAUACAAAAUAAUCAACAUUUUACAAAUACAGAAAGCCCUAUAAGGAAUGUACAUUUAAAUGAGAAUUAUCAGUAUGUAAAUAAUAACCACCCCACAAAAAAUUAUCAAAAGGCAUCACAAAUAUUUGGUAACUCCAAUUUUCACAUGAACCAUUAA
Messenger RNA from Plasmodium gaboni, 7257 nucleotides. Its product is annotated as transcription factor with AP2 domain(s). Gene Ontology annotation, molecular function: DNA-binding transcription factor activity. The record is from RefSeq and is a predicted model, not a curated record. The coding region runs from base 1 to 7257 and encodes 2418 amino acids. Lineage: Eukaryota; Apicomplexa; Aconoidasida; Haemosporida; Plasmodiidae. The transcript has a single exon. Gene Ontology annotation, biological process: regulation of DNA-templated transcription.